Messenger RNA from Anisakis simplex (herring worm), 945 nucleotides. The record is from the annotation of a GenBank genome assembly. Lineage: Eukaryota; Metazoa; Nematoda; Chromadorea; Rhabditida; Anisakidae.
AUGAGAGAGAAGUUGAGUAUUGAUUCAUUAUUGUUAAGGCUUAAAUUUCUGUUGGUGGAGGGGGAUGAAAAAAUUUUGUUUGUAAUCGAAUGGUAUACGAAUACUUUUCAUGUUAGCAGUAAAUAUUUUUUUGUUUCAAAGGUUUCAGUUCUAAAAGUAGUCUUGCUGUGUGGCAGUGUUUCACUAAAGGAGUUGCAGAAUUGUGUGCUAAAUGAUACGUCAAACACGGUGAAAGCAGUAACUAACGAAGAUGUCUUGUUUGCCGUAAAAACAUAUCAUGCUAAUCAUAAGAAACGAAUCGUUAUCGUGAAACGAACGUGGGCAAAGAUGGCAAAAUUCGUGGAAUAUUUCAGCGAUAUGACUGAUCAGUAUGUGCCAACAAUUGAUUUGGGAGUGAAUAACACUGAACGGGGACAUUGUGAGAAGACGUUAUCGAUAUUGAAAUAUUUUUUGGGAAACGAUGAGAUGAGUGGUGUUCAAUGGUUAGCUGUUGUUGAUGACGAUACACUGAUCGGGGUUCCGAGGCUGUAUCGCCUUUUGUCAUGCUAUUCUCCGCUGAAAGAAAUGAUUAUUGGUGAGCGAUAUGGUUACGGGUUCAGCACAAACGGUAAAUAUGGCUAUGAAUAUCCGACUGGAGGUGCUGGGAUGGUAUUUUCACGGCCAGCAGUACAACGUUUGAUUGGUGGAUGCCGUUGCCCGAGUUUAGACUCUCCGGACGAUAUGAUAAUUGGGAUGUGUGCGAGACGUUUGCAAAUCCCAAUCAUACAUUCAGCAGCCUUUCAUCAAGCACGUUCCAUCGACUAUUCGCCUGUUUACAUUCAAAGAAUAUCUCCAAUAUCAUUCCAUAAAUUCGAAGAAAUCGACCCAUACGAGGACUAUAUGCAAUUACUACACGAACGAGGCACAAUACCGGCCAAUCGCCCGUCGUCACAUUCUGAACUUUAG